AUGUUUCGCCAAGAAGUCGGUGUGACGUCUUUUAUUCCAUCUUGUUCGUCUCUUUUCCAACACGAGAAGAGGAAUAUGUCCAGGUAUAACAUCUACAGCCUGCUGGACUGGGUCUACGGCGGCGUGGACCCAAAGUUUGAGGGCAACGGGGGGCCCGAGUGCGCCGCCUUCCUCGCGCCCCAGCAGCGGGUCAGUGAGAGUCUGGUCAUCGUCCUCAUCUCUCUGGUGGAGAUAUGCGUGGCUCUGAAGAAGAUCAACCUCUCCAAAGAGCUCAGGGUGGUGGGGAAAGACUGCUGCACACGGACAGUAAAGGAGGACAGUCUGGGCAAGAACCUGUUGCUUGUUGCCCUUUGUAUGACUUUUGGAGUGGAGGUCGGGUUCAAAUUCGCCACCAAGACUGUGAUAUAUUUGCUGAACCCCUGCCAUGUCAUGACCAUGGUUCAGAUCUUCCUGCUGGCCUGCCCGCCAUGCAAAACAGCGAUGGUUGUGUUUAGGCUGCAGGUCCAUAUGCUGAACGGAGCGUUACUGGCUUUAAUGUUCCCUGUAGUCAACACGAGACUGCUGCCAUUUGAGAAGGAGAUCUACUACAUCCAGCACUCCAUGCUGUACCUAGUGCCUCUUUACCUUUUCAGGAAAGGAGGUGUGUACAAGCCUGAGCCUCUGGGUGACAUGUGGUGGGCGCUGCUCUCCACCGGCAUCCUGUUCCUCUACCACUUCCUCUUCUUGCAGGUCCUUGGCCUGGCGACCGAGGUCAACCUCAACAACAUGCUGUGUCCGGCCGUGUCCGACCCCUUCUACGGGCCCUGGUACCGGGUGUGGGCGACGGGCCACCAGACCCUGCUGACCCUCCUCCACGGGAAGGUCCUCACGUUCCUCUCGCAGCACACGGGCUCCGCGUGCCGAUGCCUAAUGGACACGCUCCGACUGCGCAGCAAGAAGGUCGAUUGAAUGUCCGCGAGGACGCACUCAGACCUCCUAGCCUUUCAUUCUAAAUGCCUGCUCUCAUCACAGAGAUUUUUCUUUUCUUUCUUUUUUUUUUUUAAAUCAACAUUUUAACACGUCUUUUACAUCGGUUUUACUGAACCAAGUGAGCAUUUCAGGGCCAGUGAAUCAAUGUGUCAUUAUUUUAGCGUUGUAGUCGGCUUGCAUACAUACUUGCAUGCUCAAACAUAACGGGGCAUUGUAAGGCUGGUAGUUGGCAUAAUGGAGUUGGGACAGAUGGGGUUUUUUUUGGGGGAAUAUAAUUUCCAGAAACAUGUAAGUGAAUUUGUGGGACGUUUCUCAUGCUGCCUUUUUGUAACUGUAAAAUUUUUAAGGACAGGAAAUAGGAGUCACCCAGAUGUCACUACUGAUCUGCAGUUUGUUACACUUUCAGUUCUUUAUGCUGUAGUUUAUGCUUGAUCAUAUGUUAGUGCGUGAAGCUGCCAUUUUUCUUUGUCUCAUGUGCGUUUUGAAAACAGAUCGUGAAUGUUUGUAAAAGUUAUCGCUCGGUUAUAGUCGGAGGAUUUUUUGUUCAUCAUGUAAGAUCACCUCUCAGCGUUGUCAUGACUGAAAAUACAAAGGGCGUCGUUCUGUUCCAGCUUUGCUACACACAUGUACAGGGUAUGACAGCAUUAUUCGUGGCCUCUUUUUUUUGCAUUUCUGGCUCCAGCCCGCUCAGAUCAUUCCAGUUGUGAUAAUCAGGGGACACGAGGAUGUACUAUGCGCUGAGACUCAAAGUGAUGAAUGAGGACUUAUGGAUCUACACUGGGGUGUUACAAUUAUUACCUCUGGCGAGGAGGUUAUGUUUUUGUCCGUUAUUUUGUUGUAAUAUUGGACCAUACUCCGUUGAAUACAAACCUCAGUGCGCCGUUGGGAUGAAUGUGACGUUUGCCAAGAGAGAGAAGAUCUUGUCAAAAUACGUACUGUAUCUGGGCUGGAAUCAUGCAUCAUGACACUUGAAUUGUUGCUUGAUCCUCAAGUUAAUCUUACAAGGCACCCCGAAUCCACACCUGUGAUUCAACUGUGUGACAGCGAGUCACAGGCUCAGUUUAGUGUAAAAAAAAAAAAAAAAAGGAAAAGAAAAAGGAAAUGCAUCAGAUGAUCUGCAUGAAGUCACUUUGGGUCAUUUAUUGACGACCCAUUUGGAAGAAAGUAUUAACCAGCAUUGGCAAUUGGAAUAUUUCAGCCAUGGUGUAUAUCAUUUCAAGUGUUAGGGGUGUGUGUGUGUGUAUUACUGUAGCAUAUACUGUACUUCACUGUAAAGAAGGGAUAAGACAAACUUUUGUAUUUCUAUCGGUUCGAGUGUAUGUGCUGUAUUGACAAUAAAAAGUGAUUUCAGUCAA
Molecule: messenger RNA, 2324 nt
Organism: Sebastes umbrosus (honeycomb rockfish)
Lineage: Eukaryota; Metazoa; Chordata; Actinopteri; Perciformes; Sebastidae
Product: transmembrane protein 164
Exons: 6
Coding region: 1-948 (315 amino acids)
Source: RefSeq, a predicted model, not a curated record